Molecule: messenger RNA, 4127 nt
Organism: Megalobrama amblycephala (Wuchang bream)
Lineage: Eukaryota; Metazoa; Chordata; Actinopteri; Cypriniformes; Xenocyprididae
Gene: chmp2ba
Product: charged multivesicular body protein 2Ba
Exons: 6
Coding region: 174-824 (216 amino acids)
Biological process (GO): late endosome to vacuole transport; endosome transport via multivesicular body sorting pathway; protein transport
Cellular component (GO): ESCRT III complex; multivesicular body
Source: RefSeq, a predicted model, not a curated record
CCACAGACACGUGACGUCACGCCCUGCAUGACUCGAUGGGAUCAUGAGCUGGAAAGUGACAAACAAGGAUUUCGGGACCUUUGAGUAGAUCGAUAGUCUGUUAGGCUGAGGCAGUUAGACAGAGAAACUAGGUUUUAUAUUGAAUUAAAGAGAAAAACAAAGUCUAAGUCAUCAUGGCGUCUCUGUUUAAAAAGAAGACAGUCGACGAUAUCAUUAAAGAGCAGUCCAAAGAGCUGAGAGGCACCCAGAGACAAAUCACCAGAGACAGAGCUGCCCUGGAGAGACAGGAGAGGCAAAUGGAAAUGGAAAUCAAAAAAAUGGCCAAGACUGGAAACAGAGAAGCCUGCAAGAUACUAGCCAAACAGCUCGUACAGCUUAGGAAACAGAAGAACCGAACCUACGCCGUAAGCUCUAAGGUCACAUCCAUGUCCACGCAGACGAAAGUCAUGAACUCUCAGAUGAAGAUGGCUGGAGCCAUGUCUACCACAGCGAAGACUAUGCAGACUGUCAAUAAAAGAAUGGACCCCAAGAAGACGCUACAGACGAUGCAGGACUUCCAAAAGGAGAACUUGAAAAUGGGAAUGACGGAGGACAUGCUCAAUGAUACACUGGAUGAGAUUUUUGAUGAAUCAGGCGACGAGGAAGAAUGCCAGGACAUCGUGAACCAGGUGCUUGAUGAGAUCGGCAUAGAGAUCGCAGGAAAGAUGGUAAGAGCCCCGUCAGCAGGAAAGAUCCUCCCUGGCGCCUCCCCAGCAAAGUCUAAAGCUGCCACCAUUUCAGACGCUGAGAUCGAGAGACAGCUGAAGGCUCUGGGAAUGGACUAAAUCUCUUCACCCUCCACACCUGUGCACCCACUGCCACCAAAAGACUGAGUUCAUAGUGGGAACAGGGAGUGUCCAAGUAAUAAAUGAAGGAAAACUCUCAACAAACAUACUCUUGUUAGAGUAUCGCAAUGAGUCACUGGAGUGGAUUCAUUGGUCAGUUAUAUACAGCAGAUCACAGUCUAGAUGUUUUGACAAAAUGCGCACUCAAACUGACAUGCUCUCUAAUUCUGCUGCACAUAGUGUAGGGUUUAAAGGUGAAGUAUCUAAUUUUUGCACCACUAGUGGCUCCAAAUGGAAUUGCACUGUUUUGUUUUGAGCAGCAUGACUGGCACAACAUCAUCUCAACCAAUAGUGUGAGCUUGGGGCGGGGCUAUCUGUUUGAGCAUCCAAUGGCAGAUUAAGGGGAGGGUUUGAAAAAUCAAUAGGUGUGUUCAACUUGAAGCGACGCUGUGCAGACCGACCGGUGUAUGACAUGAAAGUACUGCGAGAGCUAUUAGAGAGCAGACGGCUCCUUAUGCGUUUAAAUUGCUCUCGCGGUACUUUAAUGUCAUACACCAAUCGGUCGAAGCACACCUAAUGGCUGUAUUCAAAAUCAUAUACUUCACCAAGUAGUAGCCGCAAAAACAGUAUGUGAAAGGAGUAGUAUGUCCGAAGUGUUCAUGAAACAGUAGCCGGAAAGUACUCUGAUGACCUACUACUUCCUUCUUUCCUACUAUUUCUAUGUCCGAAAUCGCACACUGUAUAGUAGGUACUAUGUUUGGUUUGAAAAUAUAGCCUCAUUUCCACCAAAAUAUCCCAGAACAGUUUGUCCCAGGAACUGUUUUUCCCCCAGACCUGUUGCUGUCUGGCUUUCCAUCACGGUCUAAAGUACCGGAAAGAUUAAGUCCAGUGACAUAGAACUGCGCUCGACCUUCCAGUUCCCGCUGGAUUUCGUCUUCUACAUAAAAGCUCAAUAAAAAUAUAUCAUAUUUUUAAACUCCAUUGUUGAUUUUAAUAGCAAACAACUCUUACUACACGCACCGCAACAGACUUUUAAAAAUGGUGGUUUUAAAAAUGCGUGAAGUCAACCAAUCAAAAUCCUGCAUGAACUCAAUCAAUUAGCAUGUUCAAUGCCCAAUGCCAAAGUUCCUGAACUUUGAAAAAGUACUACCUUGCUAGCAGGGACUUUCUGAGGGGCGAAUUUUAACUCGGCACUUCAUUUAGACCCUGGUCCCUGCAGUCGUAACUCACUGAGAACCACCCCAAAGUCCCGUAGUUCCUGCGGUGGAAACAUGGCUUUGCUUUGCGACCAUUAAAAAAGUAUGUUCUAGUAUGAAUGUGUGUAGUAUGAAUAAAAUUCGAAAUGAAUGAAAUAUGACCAACGAUGUCAGUUGUUUCGCUUCACUGCCAUUGAUAAAUCCUCUCCUCUGGACUCAUGGGAUAGUAAAAGGGAUGGUAAUAGACCAUUGGUUGUGAGAGUCUUAGUGGAAGUAGAAGAUCUUUAGGGUACUUUUCACCUAAUGAUUUUCAAAUACCAUGUAUUCGGACAUACUGCUCUGUUGGUGAAUUGUUUUUCGCAUACUGUUCUAUAUAGUAGGGAAUUAUUCAAUUUCGGAUGCAGUACAUGGUGAAUAUGUUCAUACUACACAUUCAUACUACAUAGAAUGUACUUUUUUAAUAAUCAUGAAGAGUUUACUUAUUCAAAAGUAGUACCUACUCACUCAGAGAGUAUGUGAUUUCGGGGACAGCCAUUAUUUUUGCUGCAAAAAUUACACCGUUCACUUUUAACUUAAAGGGUGCUAUCACUGUGGUAACAAAUUGUCUUUAAAUCCUUUAAAUGUACACCAACAUUGGAAGAUUUUGGAACGGCAUGGGAUUCCCAUGUGUUAUAGGGCUAAUCAUCUCAAAUACGUGUCAUGUUAGUCAAAAGAUGCUCAUUACGUGUAUUUUUAUGUCUUUUUAGGUUGUGUAUGACUUAAGGAAGUAAGUUAAGGAAAACGGUUUCAUUCGCAGUGAGGUUUGUUAUAAAAUCAGUAUUUCUUACUUACAAAAAUAUCAUGCAUGAGAAUCUUUGUUGAAAUGAUAAUGAUAAUGUGAUUAAGUCUUAUCAACCUUGAAACAAUGCAACCAUUGAGAACCUUCAACUGUUUGGUGAGUGAUGAUUUUGUAGGUAAAACUAAAUAAAAAAAAAAUUAUAGUUCCAGAAUGGUCACAUUUAAACUUUUAAAACAUUUUAAAAACUGCCGCAAUUUAGGUGACAGCCUUGCACAUAUAUUCCCUUACUGUUACAAACUUGUACUGUUUUUAAAGCAGUUGAUGAGUGUAAUUUGCAUAAAGCCUCAAGUUUAUUGAAGUAUUGUGUUCACGAGAGGUGGACAAUACUGUGUGAAUGAAAACAGUGUUACUGACGACAUAUCUGCUCAACUUUGAUUUGUGUCUUCCCAACUGCACUGCAUUCUCAACUGGGCUUCUAAAGAUAACGGUUCUUUAUUGGAAUUGAUGGUUCCAUUAAGAAACUUUAACAUCCAUGGAACCUUUCCAUUCCAAAAAAGAUUCUUUAUAAAAGGUUCUUCAGAUUAUUAAAACGGUCUUCACACUUCACAAUUCUUUUAAGAACUGUUUACUGAAAGGUUCUAUGGGGAACCAAAAAAUGGUUCUUCUAUGGCAUCACUGCAAAGUCCCUGGGAUUGUAGAAAGUGCUAACCAUAAUGUAAUUGUAGCUGAUUUACGGCUGGAAUACACCGCGUGACUUUUGUACAGAUUUGUGCCACGAUUUUUUAGUCUGGACAAGUCAACGUUAGCUGCUGAAAGUCAAAGCCAGUCUCCAGACGUUUAAUUCUCUCCCACUGGAGCACGUUGGAUUUUGCAGAAAAGUGUGUUGUGUAGAGACUCUGAUGUUUUUAAGCUUGAGACUCUGAUUCCAUCCUGUUGGAGGAAGUAAAACAUGUCUUAUAUUUUGAGCCCAUCAUUAAAAAAAAAACAAAUUGUUUUCAUUUGUUUCAAGGCUAAUGUUUCUUGUUUGUUGUGUUCAGAACGAUUUGAAUGUCUGGUAGUGUAUGAUCCUCAGUCGUUUAGUGUAUGAUGCCCAGUUUUCUCUUUAACCAUUUACAAAGUCAGCAAUGAUGCCUAAUGUUUUAAAGUCUGUUCAUAUUUUAAAAGUCCUAUAGGGUAUUAAAGCUUUUUUUCCCCCAACUUCAUCUGUACAUACUUCUCAACAGGGUUAAAAAAGGUUCUUUCAUUCUAACCAAUACAGUGUGUAUAUGAAUGUACAGUUUGCUUUGAUUUGAUUUUCUAAUUAAUAAAGUACCUUCAUAUUGUGAGUAA